AGGGCGCAAGCGCACUGCGUUCCAGAGUCUCGGGACCCUUUUCCGAGAGACUAUGGCGCUCAACAAGAAUCACUCGGAGGGCGGCGGAGUGAUCGUCAACAACACCGAGAGCAUCCUGAUGUCCUAUGACCACGUAGAACUUACCUUCAGUGACAUGAGGAAUGUGCCAGAGGCCUUCAAAGGGACCAAGAAAGGCACCGUCUUCCUUACCCCGUACCGGGUCAUCUUUCUGUCCAAGGGGAGGGAUGCCAUGCAAUCCUUCAUGAUGCCGUUUUAUCUGAUGAAGGACUGUGAGAUCAAGCAGCCUGUGUUUGGGGCAAACUACAUCAAGGGAACGGUGAAGGCUGAAGCAGGAGGUGGCUGGGAAGGCUCUGCAUCGUACAAAUUGACCUUUACGGCAGGGGGCGCCAUCGAAUUUGGACAGCGGAUGCUCCAGGUGGCAUCUCAAGCCUCCCGAGGUGAAGCCCCCAGCGGAGCCUAUGGUUACUCUUACAUGCCCAGCGGGGCCUAUGUCUUCCCCGCGCCCGUCGCCAAUGGAAUGUACCCCUGCCCUCCUGGCUACCCCUAUCCACCGCCCCCACCUGAGUUCUACCCGGGACCUCCCAUGAUGGACGGGGCCAUGGGAUACGUGCAGCCCCCGCCACCGCCCUACCCCGGGCCCAUGGAGCCUCCAGUCAGCGGCCCUGAUGUCCCCUCCACUCCUGCAGCUGAAGCCAAGGCCGCGGAAGCAGCUGCCAGCGCCUAUUACAACCCGGGCAAUCCACACAACGUCUACAUGCCCACGAACCAGCCUCCGCCACCUCCUUACUACCCACCAGAAGAUAAGAAGACCCAGUAGACCGCUCGCACCCCGCCUCCCUUCCCUCAUCUGUCUUUCCUCCCCUCCCCUUGGGGCUGAGUCUGGGUAGCGGGGAGGGUGGGAGGGCCUUGUCCUUCCUCCAGGUCUGAUUAUAAAGCAGUUACCAGGAACUAGCCUUGAGGGAGGGGAAGGGCCCCUUGACUCGGGAGUGGUGCCUCCCAGCUUCCCACGCAAGCCCAGAGCCCACAGCGCUUCCCUCUCGCCAUCACGGGGCGUCGCCCUCGUUCCUGUCCUGCUCUCUUGGUAGCUUCUACCCACGGAGGGACUCUCUGGCCACCUCCUCCACCACAGUCCAGCUCCCUCCUUUUGUAACCGCCUUAUCCUCAACUUCCUGAGCUCUGCCCUCCCCAGGGCCCCCUGCCAGGCCCUACUCACAUUCCGUCCACGCGGGUCUGUGCCUGGCUGUGGAAGGCCAGCUGCCCGCCAGCCUGUCAGCCUACAUUCCACUCCCAGCCGGCUUCGGCCCCCGUCGUGCUCGCUUUCCCUUCUCUGUCCUGUCCUUGGUCAUCGUGUUGCCACCGCGUUUGACUUUUGGCACUUUCCCACUAGCCGCCAGGGGCUGGGUGGCAUCAGGGCCGGGCCGCCGCGGUUGGGGAGGGAGCCCCUCUGCUUUCCUGCUGGUUUUUCUGGAAUUUGUUUCCCUUUGCCUUCUCUCUUUUCCCUCUAAAAGGGGCUUCUCGGACUGGAACUAGAGAAUGGGUGUCCACUCGGGCUGCCAGGCAGGCUGGGAACAGACCCCUGACCCCUGGGGGCCUGGCCUGGGCGCCGACCAUGACCUCUCACCAGCCCCUCAGCCUGCUCUCUUCCCUUUAAGCUUCAUGCCUGGUUGGCAGUAUGCCCCCUGGAUGCACUAAAAUUUGCUCUCAUUUUCUCCUGGACUGGCUGUAAAGAGAGGAGAUGGUUAUUUAAAGAGAAUUCCCUAUUUAUUUGACAGAAAAAAAAAUUCAGUUAAUAUAUUAAAGUGAAAUAAACCCUGUUUGCACCUUGA
Hippopotamus amphibius kiboko is the source of this 1847-nucleotide messenger RNA. It is a transcript of the gene WBP2, whose product is annotated as WW domain binding protein 2. Gene Ontology annotation, molecular function: chromatin DNA binding; transcription coactivator activity. NCBI's taxonomy places the organism in Eukaryota, Metazoa, Chordata, Mammalia, Artiodactyla, Hippopotamidae. Bases 53 to 838 code for a protein of 261 amino acids. The record is from RefSeq and is a predicted model, not a curated record. Gene Ontology annotation, cellular component: nucleus. The transcript has 8 exons. Gene Ontology annotation, biological process: positive regulation of DNA-templated transcription.